Molecule: messenger RNA, 1974 nt
Organism: Pygocentrus nattereri (red-bellied piranha)
Lineage: Eukaryota; Metazoa; Chordata; Actinopteri; Characiformes; Serrasalmidae
Gene: tspearb
Product: thrombospondin-type laminin G domain and EAR repeats b
Exons: 12
Coding region: 1-1974 (657 amino acids)
Biological process (GO): signal transduction
Source: RefSeq, a predicted model, not a curated record
AUGCUGCUGCAUUUCGAGCUUCUUCUCUGCUGCAUCAUCAGCGGCUGUUUGUCACUGUGGAGACCAUGUACAGAUCUGCUGCCGCUGGACCUGCUGAGGCGAGUGGUUCCUGCGGGGGACGUGUAUCAGAGCCACGUGCGGUUGGUCCAGUCUCAGGGCGCCCGGGGUGUGAAGUUCUCUGGACCUCCUCAGGCUCUCAGCUUCCCCGCCGCUCCACUCUUCACCAAUUGCAACUUCUUCCCUGCUGAGUUCUCCAUCGUGGUCACACUGAAGAUCCCACAGCCAGCUCCUAACAGAGAUGAGUAUAUCUUCACUCUGCUGGACGGAGAUUCGAACCGGCUGUUGUUAGGCCUUCGUCUGGCCCGUGAUAAACUCCACUUCCUCCGUAGCUCCCGGCGAGUGACCUUCAGGGCUGUGGGGCUGGCGGACGGCCGCUGGCACACGCUGGUAUUAGCUGUCACUGGACAGUUCAGCAUACUCACUGUGGAUUGUGGGAUACCCCUCGAGUUGCAGAUGGAGAAACCUUUCCCUGAGGAUCUGAACACUAAAGGCUCCACCUUCUUCAUAGGCAGCAGGAGAAGAUGGAACGGACUGUUCUCGGGUCUGAUGAGACAGCUGGUUCUGUUACCCGGUUCUGAUGCGUCCUCUCGGGUUUGUCCGUCCUCUCACCCUCGACUGUCCAUUCUCUCUGUGCCUGAGGUUCUGUUACACCUGCCAAUCAAACCACCAACCAAUGAGCUUCCACUCUACCCGUACGAGGCUGAGGUGAGGGUCAGUCCGGUGGUCCCUCUCUGUGGGGUGGGUGAGGAGGGUCAGCUGUGGUUCAGUACAGUGAAGAGAGGCCUGUUCCUGUGUGACGGAAACACGUGGGUCACCAUGUUGCAGGAGAAAGAGAGGCUGGACUACGUAGAGGAACACCAGGAUCUCUUCACCGUCUCAGAGACGUUUGAUAUCGAAGUGUUCAGCAUCCCGUCUGUUGGACUCUUCAUGGCGACAGCAAACCGGGACCAGGGCUCGACUGUGUACCGGUGGACCAACAGCAGGUUUGAGAGAUACCAGAACAUCAGCACCCUUGACGCCCAGGCGUGGAAGUUCUUCACUGUGGGGAAAGAGAUUUUCCUGGUGGUCGCUAACUCUGGCAGUAAUGGUGGUCAGGAGGUGUCGGUGAUCUAUAGGUGGAAUAAGCGAACUCUGAGGUUUGUUGUGUAUCAGAAGCUGCAGACGCACAGUGCCCGCGACUGGGAGGCUUUCCACAUCCACAAUGAGGCCUUCCUCGCUGUGGCCAAUCACAGACAAGGUGAAAUGAACCACAACAUUGACAGUGUGAUCUACAAGUGGAACCCAAACACCAGGAGUUUUGAAGUGAAUCAGACCAUCGCCACGUCUGGAGCUUACGACUGGGAGUUCUUCACCAUCGGCCCGUUCUACUUCCUGGUGGUGGCCAACACCUUCAAUGGAAAAUCCACCGUCAUCAACUCCACCAUCUACAUCUGGCUGGGAGGAACGUUCCAGCCGUUCCAGUCCAUCAUGACCACUGGAGCGAUAGACUGGGAGAUGUUCCAGAUCGGGAACAGGUUCUUCCUGGCUGUGGCUAACAGUCAGAGGCUCGAUGGCUCUGGCUCCAUUCUUUAUAACAUCAACUCCACCAUCUACGAGCUGAACAUGACCUCGCAGACCUUCGUUAAAUUCCAGGACAUCACGACCAGCAGUGCUCUGGACUGGGAGUUUUUCACCGUGGGGGAUGAUAAGUUCUUGGUGGUGGCGAACUCAUAUGAUGGAAACUCCUACUCGCUGAACAGUGUUAUCUACAGGUGGCAGGGCUAUGAGAGAUUUGUUCCUGUUCACACUCUGAGCACAAACGGGUGCCGAGAUUGGGAAUUCUUCACCUCCUCAGACGGAUCCUACCUCAUCUCCUCCAGCGCCAGACAGGCCCUGUCCAAGAUCCUCCGACUCAGAACCUACUAUCAGCACUGA